This is a messenger RNA of Grus americana (Whooping crane), 4608 nucleotides long. It is a transcript of the gene SOWAHC, whose product is annotated as sosondowah ankyrin repeat domain family member C. The transcript has a single exon. Gene Ontology annotation, molecular function: protein binding. Lineage: Eukaryota; Metazoa; Chordata; Aves; Gruiformes; Gruidae. The record is from RefSeq and is a predicted model, not a curated record. The coding region runs from base 1 to 1524 and encodes 507 amino acids.
AUGGCGGAGCCGGCGGAGCUGCGGCAGGAAUCGGUGGUGGGGUUCCUAGCGGCGCGGGGCGGGCGGGCGCGCAACGCGGAGCUGCUGGAGCAUUUCCGGGAGUGGCUCAGCCCCCCGGAGCCCGAACGCCGCGCCGCUGCUCGCCAACGCUUCAAAGAGCUGGUCAACGCCGUGGCCACCGUGCGCCAGGAGCCCGGCACCGGCGUCAAGUACGUGCACCUCCGCCGCCGGUAUUGCGCCUCAGAGCCCCCCGCCACCGCCCUGAGCCCCGGCGAGGAGGCGGCGGCGGUGGGGGACAGCGCGGAGCGAUCGAGCCCGCCGCCCUCCCCGCGGGCGGGCGCUGAGGAGGCGCCGCCACCGCCGCCGGCGGGCGAGGAUGCUGGCAGCCGCCCUCAGCCAGCGGGACGGCGGGGUGAGCCGCCCCGGCCGAGCCCGGCGGCGGGCGGAGGCCAGCGGAAGGGGUCCCGGCGGGGGCCGCUGCCCGGGCGCGGCGGAGGCGGCGAGGAGGCUGCGGUAGCUGCGGGCCCGGGGCGGCCUCCGCCGGCGGAGGAGGCGGGGGCGGCGGAGGGCGCCCCCGGGGCGGCGGCGCAGGGGGGCGGCCGCAGGAGCCUGCGGGAGGCGGUGCGGGGCAGCUCGCCCCAGCUGAAGCGCGGCGCCCUGCCCGGAGGGGGCCGUGGCCGCGGCGGCGACUCGGACAGCGCCUCGGUGGCCUCGUCCUCCGCCGAGGAGGAGGGGAGCACCACUGGCGCCGUGGCCCUGGACCCCCUGGAGCACGCCUGGAUGCUGUCGGCCUCGGACGGGCGGUGGGAGAGCCUGGAGGGGCUGCUGAGCUGUGAGCCGGCGCUGCUCUGCAAGCGGGACUUCAUCACCGGCUUUACGGUGCUGCACUGGGCCGCCAAGCACGGGCGGCAGGAGCUGCUGGCCACGCUGGUCAACUUUGCCCAGCGGCACCAGCUGCCCGUGGACAUCAACGCCCGCACCAGCGGCGGGCACACCGCGCUGCACAUAGCUGCCAUGCACGGCCACGCCGAAGUGGUGAAGCUGUUGGUGGGAGCCUAUGAUGCCGACGUGGACAUCCGUGACUACAGUGGGCGCAAGGCUGCACAGUACCUGCACCAGGGCACCUCUGGGGACAUGCGGAGCCUCGUGGGGGCCCUGGAGGAGGAGGAGGAGGAGGAAGGGGCUGCCGGCAAUGGGAGCGGGCGCUGGAGGCUCUCCAAGGUGUUGCCCUCCAACCUAAUGAGCUACCGGCUCUCCCACCACCACCACCACCACCACCAUCACAGCACUGGGGAGGAAGCUGACAGCACCGAAGGGGCAGCAGUGCCAGGCAAGGGCAAGGAGAUGACCAGGAAAGCCUCCGGCAGCGGGCGGAUGAAGCCUCGGCUUAAUAAGAUCCGCUUCAGGACUCAGAUCAUCCACAACACACCUUCCUUUCGCGGUGACACCGAGGAAGAAGAGCACGAGGAGAAAUCCCUGAAAGCAUCAUUCAAGCUCAGGCCAAAGUCCAAUGUCUUUGGAUAAGGCUGGGGAGCAGGAAGUCUGGGAGGUGGGCGCACAGACUAAAGUGAGGCAGGUACAAGUGUACUCAUCUAGACUUGUAUACGCCGGGGAGAUGGGUCCUCUGAGUAUCUUGCUUUAACUCAGUUUGGUGGGGUCACCGAGCCCAGUGGGUCACCAGGGCUCUGGUGGCUUACAACUCCCCAGAGCAGCUGCUUCGGCUUGGCCCUCGGUGCUGAAAUGAGAGGCAGCGAGUGCAUUGAGAAACACUGGAGUGUUUACAAGCUGUGCUCCUUUCUCUCUAAAGGCAGGCUUCUGGAUCGGAAACCUGUGUUAGUGCAUCUACUAGGAUUAGCGAGUUGAGUGGGGGAAAGAACAGUGCAAAUGCUCUACUCCUAUAUUAUCAACUGGUACUAUAAACUACUAACAGACAACUUGCUAUGUAAGAACACCUCAGUAAUAUGCAAAUAUACUUUAAGUUUCUCUUUAACAGCAAUACCACCUGGCACAGCAUGGAGUUGGGUACCCAAAAUGAGAUGGUAGAUAAUGGUUUCCUGUCAGAAUCCAAGCUUCAAUCCAGCAAAGACUUGAGCCUGUGUUGACUUUAUUCAUUGAAAAUUGCCUGAUUUGACAUUGUGAGUAUGUAAAAAAAAAAAAAUCUAUUGCACUGCAAACAAUUAAUAAAGUUAACCAUGUGCAGAAGUCUCUGCUGUCUGAGGUACUACUGAGCUUGCUUGUUGCUUUUGGAAUACUAAUACCAGAUUAUGGAAGCAGAGAGUGUUUUUAUGUAUUUGGUAUCUUAUGUUUUGUCUUAGGCAAAGCAAUUUUAUUUUAAUCACUGUGAAUUCUCAAGUGCCAGACCUAGCGCAGUUCCAGUUAUUUAAGUCUGGUCAAUUCUUGUUGAUGUUGUUUGUGUAACUCACUGCGUUUGAAAUCAGAAAAUUGUGUUGUAUGUGUUACCCGUGAAAGUCGUUCUCUUUUAGAAAAGAGCACAGACACCAUUGCAUGAAAUCUUCAUGAAACUCUAAUGUGGUUCUGUAAUGUAAUAGCUACAGUCUGUGUUCGCUCAUAACUUGUGUGCCAAUCCCUUCAACUGACUUUGUGCAGAAAUAGAGGAAAAAGGAAAAAAAAAAAGGAGUGUGUGUGAAUAACCAUAACCCUGAAACUAUCCCUGUUUAUCAUCCUGAGUGAAAGCAGUAUAAUGACAUAUUCUAGUUAAGUCAUGGCAAUGGUGUUUGAGUUCUUUUAAACCUGUAUUUCUAGAGAAGUGAUAACCAAGGCUUUUAACUGUUGUUUAACAACUUAGUAAGUCUUAAUCUGAUUGACGAGCCUAUCCAUCUGCUAAAGCUUUCAGAAAUCUUGAAUGUUGUUUCUCUGCUUUAAAGGUAGCAAUUCCAGUGAAAUCUAGGAGGCAGAUUUGUAUCCAGACUUGGCUUUCCUUAAGAAUGAGGUAUUGAGCUGACCCUGGAUCCUGAAUGCUGCUCAAGGUAGAAGCUCAUCUAUGCUUAGAAGUAAAGGUAUGGCCAAUUUCAAUGCCACAUUUGUCAAAGCAUGCUUCGAGAUGGCUUCCUCGGAAUGUAUAUGCAUGUCUAGCCGGUAACUAACCAAAAGUAGAUAGGCUUUGACAUGUUAAAAUCCAAAUUUGAGACACUGAUUAAAUCCAUGCUACAAGCUGUAGAACACAUCACAGGGAAACUGCUGCUGGGAGUUGUGCACUUUCAAGGUAACAGCUGUCUGUAGCUGCUGCUGGUGGCUUACAUUUCUUGUAGCGACAGGGGUGCUACCAAUUCAUUGGUUUCAGACUUCCCAUGCAGAUAAAUUACCAAUUUCUGUGCUUUGUGUCAAAACCUAAUAAAUGACAGUAUUUGCAUAGGCAUGCAAGCACCACUUCACUGCUUCUGAGAAAAGUUACAUGAAAAAAAAAUGAAUCUCUGCAUAGGUGCUAGUCAUUACUGUUGUGCAAAAGGACUAGAAAUUAUACAGAGGUUCAGCUUUAAUAAUAUAGCUUAUAAAUUAUAAACUAUAAAUUUCAUGUGCCUUCAUUUUGGGUUGGUUGCCACAAAUGUGAUGGAUAAAAUCAGUCUUGCAGAGCACCUUGUCUACGUCUGUGGGACAGGACCAGAAAUUUUCCCUCAGCCCUUCCCGUUGAAGAUGUAAACUUGUACAACAGUGAGGUGUCUGAAGGAUGGGGGGGAGUCAUACACAUUAUACUGUAGAGAUAAUUAUUUUGUAACAGAAAAUUAAAUGCUUAAGUCUUAAAUUUCCUUCACUCUGGAAAAUAAAUAGCUUUUUAGGCUUCUGAAGAAAGGAAGUUUUCUGACUGAACACUUGCAACAUGAGCCCUCUUCAGCAUGGCAUGUCUGAAUUGAGCACAUAUUCCACACAACUACCUAUGUUCAAACCUUAUUAAAGUAACUUUCUGCUUUGAGAGUUUAUAGUUCUUUCAUAUGAACUGUUGGGUGAAGUGUUUAUCUCUUCACGUGCAAAUAGCAAAGAAUUGCACAAAAAUACUGCGUCUUAGAUAGCUGUUGGGGUCUGGGGAAAUAAUUUGAGGGUUUCAGUGCUUCGGGAUUUGGAAUAUAGCACACUUUGGAUUUUAAAAGACUAACUGGAGCAUAGUUUUAUCUUUCAUAAUACAGUAGAACUUUGGUAAUCACUAAGGGAACUUCAAAAAUGGUAAAAAGAUGCCUCAUUUAUAAUUCAUUGUUUGAAGUAUCAAAGUGAAACUGUUGGUCCACUGAUACUAUUUAGCUGUCAAUUAAUGGCAUUUCACCAUACUGGUUGAAAGGUCUUUUGCAAGGUGGAGUGCAGCAGAGCAAAAAUAUCUUUUGGUGUUUGAGUUGUAUUGACUAAUGGCUAGAUAACCGCUAGCGUCUGUCUGCGCUAUGGGACUAAAGCACUUUGAUUUCACGUUAUGACUUGUCACAUUCCACAUGGUUACUUUUUAUAACAUGAGCUAAAACUUAAGAUUUUUUUGGAGAUAGGAAAGGCUUGAUGCCCUGUUUCAGAAUAUUUACAGUCUAAAGGUACUCUUGAGUCAAAUAUUUUGGAUACAUUGCCUAGAAAGAUGUGAAUUUGAAAUAAAGUUGUAUGGUACAGAAAACUGGA